Messenger RNA from Rhipicephalus sanguineus (brown dog tick), 695 nucleotides. RefSeq lists its product as uncharacterized. The coding region runs from base 141 to 656 and encodes 171 amino acids. The transcript has 5 exons. The record is from RefSeq and is a predicted model, not a curated record. NCBI's taxonomy places the organism in Eukaryota, Metazoa, Arthropoda, Arachnida, Ixodida, Ixodidae.
AGUGGACGUUCUUCUUUUCUUCGGCGCUUCGCGCCAAUUCGCGUGUUCGGGGCUGGACGGCGUCCCCGCCGGCCGCGUUCGUCACCGCCGGUCGUCUUCGCCUGCUUCCUUCGUCGGGACCACCAGCCGCCGACAUAGCAAUGGCGACGAGGAAAUUUACCGAGGAUCAAACCAAGCGCUUGAUAAUUAGGCGUCAUGAACUGGAGCAUCUUUUCACUGGCAAAAGAAAUGCUGCAAAGCAAGGCUGGAUGAAAAUAAUUGAAGAUAUCGGCCUGCAUGGCGCCACGCCUGAACAGUGCCGAAAGAAGUGGCUGAAUCUGCUGAAGAAGUACAAGGAUUUAAAGAACCCGCCAAUUGGAGCUGGAAACGAAGAAAAUGAACUCUCGUGGCCCUUCUUCGAGCUCAUGGACACAGUGAUGUCAGGGAGGCCGAUCAUAACACCGCCGCGGCUGAUUGCGUCAGCGCUUGCCGAUGAAAGCACGGAAAACUCAGAGGAUGCAAAUGACCUGCAACCCUGGGAGGCAAAGAUGCAGAGAUGCGAGGAGACGCAGAAGAAAAACGGCGUCAUGGAGCGCAUCCUCACGAACGUCGAAAAACAAACGGAACUGAUGGCGAAGAUGUUCGAUUUUUUCAUGAGACGCGCCGAUGAGAACUAGCCACCUAAUUGCGGUUUAGACCAUGUAUGUUAUGCAACA